CUGCACAGGUUUUGAUAAAUCUCCCCCUUGCAUACAAAUACUGAAUAAAUGUGCAUCAUUUUUCAUGAUACAAUCAAUAAACCUCAGCGAAGUCUGGUUGGUUAAUCUAAUUGUGCUGAUUAUAGUAGUUUUUUGCUAAGAAAUUUAUAUUUUAUAUUCCUGUUUGUUAAAGCUUGUAGUACAGGAGUAAUUCUGCAAACUAAGGAAAAUGCUUUCUGGAAUACUGAUUCAGUAAAAGGCAACGUUUGCUAGAUACAGCUGCCAAUGAGCAAACUCCAUUUGAGAAAACAAAGUUCACUUUAGUUAAGAGAUAACAUACAUUGCAAAGAAAACUAAAGACGUGAAGUUAAAUUUUAUGAACUUGGACUGGCAAGGCUGUGUGCAUUGAACAGAUUCAAAGCAUUUAUCAUACCAAAAAGACAAAUCCACAAAAUCUACUUGACUCCACUCUUAUGUAAUGUGUUUUUAAAUACGGUCACAUAUAAACCUACAAAAAGAAUACACUACCAUGAACUCUGCAGAAUUCAGGAAGAGAGGAAGGGAUAUGGUGGACUACAUUGCAAAUUACCUAGAGCAGAUUGAAUCAAGACAAGUUUUUCCUGAUGUUGAACCUGGAUACUUGAGACCCAUGAUCCCAGAUUCAGCUCCAGAAGAAGGAGAGACAUAUGAAGAUAUAAUGAAAGAUGUUGAGAGAGUUAUCAUGCCUGGGGUUACUCACUGGCACAGCCCAUACUUUUUUGCUUAUUUUCCAGCUGGGAGUUCAUACCCAGCAAUGCUUGCUGAUAUGUUGUGUGGGGCAAUAGGAUGCGUUGGCUUCUCUUGGGCUUCAAGUCCAGCAUGCACAGAGUUGGAAACGGUAAUGCUGGAUUGGCUGGGGAAGAUGAUUGGUUUACCUGAACAGUUUUUAGCUGGCAGUAAAGGUGAAGGCGGAGGAGUUAUUCAGGGAACUGCAAGUGAAGCAACAUUAAUGGCUCUGCUAGCAUCCAGGACCAAAGUUACAAGGCGACUCCAGGCUGAAAACCCUGAUUUAAGUGAAGCAGAAAUUGUUAGUCGUAUGGUAGCUUAUUCUUCAGAUCAGGCUCACUCAUCUGUAGAAAGAGCUGGACUGAUCAGUGGGGUGAGAAUGAAGAAGAUUCCGUCAGAUGAGAACUUUGCCAUUCGUGGACAGGCUCUCAAGAAGGCUUUAGAGGAAGACAGAGCAGAAGGCCUCAUCCCAGUAUUUGCAUGUGCCACCUUGGGAACAACAUCAUCAUGUUCUUUUGACAACUUAAUGGAACUGGGGCCUAUUUGUAACAAAGAAAAUAUGUGGCUGCAUGUUGAUGCUGCAUAUGCAGGAAGUGCCUUUAUUUGUCCAGAAUUCAGAUAUCUUAUGAAAGGUGUGGAGUUUGCAGACUCUUUUAACUUUAAUCCUCAUAAGUGGCUUCUGGUCAACUUUGACUGUUCUGCAUUUUGGGUAAAAAAAAGAUUGGAUUUAAUUGGUGCCUUCAAAAUUGAUCCUGUUUACCUUCAAUAUGAGCAACAAGAAUCAGGACUAGUGACAGACUAUAGGCACUGGCAGAUCCCACUAGGAAGAAGGUUUCGCUCUCUAAAACUGUGGUUUGUUUUAAGAAUGUAUGGUGUAAAAGGACUUCAGGAUUACAUACGAAAGCAUAUACGAUUAGCAAAGGAAUUUCUGGAAUUAGUUCAAAAGGAUGACCGUUUUGAAAUAUGUGCACCGGUUAUUUUGGGUCUUGUAUGCUUUCGUUUAAAGGGAUCCAACACAUUGAACAAGUCACUUCUCCAAAAGAUAAAUCAUUUAAAGAAGAUACAUUUAGUGCCAUGCUGCUUAGGGGACAAGUUUCUUUUACGAUUUGCUGUGUGUGCUCGAACUGUCGAAUCCAGUCACAUUGUGUUUGCCUGGAAGUAUAUUGAAGAACUGGCCACUGAACUCCUUAUGGCAGAAGAUGGAAAAAAUUAAGAUAUUUUAUGGUCAGAAAUGACUUCAAUGAAUAAGAAACAUAUGUUGAUGUUGCACAUUCUGUGUUUUCCUAAAAGUAUUUAUUUUUUUGCUGACCAUACUGUAAGAACAAUGUUAAAGCAAACAUAUUGAAUAAAUGUGAAGAUGU
Molecule: messenger RNA, 2105 nt
Organism: Hyla sarda
Lineage: Eukaryota; Metazoa; Chordata; Amphibia; Anura; Hylidae
Gene: DDC
Product: dopa decarboxylase
Exons: 16
Coding region: 509-1957 (482 amino acids)
Biological process (GO): catecholamine metabolic process; serotonin biosynthetic process; amino acid metabolic process
Molecular function (GO): pyridoxal phosphate binding; aromatic-L-amino-acid decarboxylase activity
Source: RefSeq, a predicted model, not a curated record